Messenger RNA from Medioppia subpectinata, 681 nucleotides. The record is from the annotation of a GenBank genome assembly. Lineage: Eukaryota; Metazoa; Arthropoda; Arachnida; Sarcoptiformes; Oppiidae.
AUGUCUGAAGACAUGUGCGACUCAAUGGCAAGUAUGGCUCGACACCCGUCGCCCACAGAUAACAGACACCAACUCAUGAGUCGAUGGCAUUCGCCGACAACCAGACAGUUAUGCAGAGAUAGACUGCUCUCAAGACUGAAACAGAGCCAAGAAAUGCGGUCAUCACUCGUCGAUCGCAUGAGAAAAAUCGAUAUCAAUAACGACACCGCAGAUGACGGCGACGAAGACAACGCGUACGUCGACGAAGAGAUUCAACACAUGAUGAACACCGAUGUGGACAUGAUGUCGAUGUCGGCCCAAGAGUUGCACCAAUUGACAAACGAAGUGAGACAAGAGUUUCUCAACGAACAGUCAAAGUCGUGGGAAGGCCUGCAGACCAAAGAGGAUCAGCGCAAGAGUCAACAGUUCGUGAACUCACUGCAAGUGCAUCGAGUGAUUCCGUGUCCCUAUUGUAAGACACACGCCAUGGAGAAGACGGCGUCGGCGUAUCUCAUGUGUCCGUCGUGUGCCAUACGCUUUGAAACGGAUCUCACUGUCGAACAGAUCAUCGCAAGAAUGUUUGAAGUAUUGAAUUACCAUUCAAUGAGCGAAUGCACGGAUCGGUUCCCGCAGUUCAAUAUGUUUAAUACAAAUCUAAUUAUCUAUUGCGACACGUGUCCACUCAAUCAGACCAUUCUCUAA